UCCCACCCUCUGCUAGUAUCUCCCUAUCUAGCAUCCCCAGCCUGCCACUAGCAGCCACACCAGGAGCAGAGCAUGGCACUGAGGGGGCCACCUCUCCCUCCACCCAGGGGCAUCCUCUGCCUUGCCCAGCUAUCCCUGCUGGUGGUGCUGCUGGUGCAGGGGGGCACAGGCUGGGUGGUCAGGAGUGCACGGGAGCUCCAGGAGGCUAUCAGCGGAGUGGAUGGGCAUGGGGAGCAGCGGAUGAUGGGCACUGAGGGGGCCACCUCCAGCAGGGAGCAUAUCUCACUGGUCAGCACCUCUUUCGUGCUGAAGGGGGACGCAUCCCACAACCAGGCGAUGGUGCACUGGACCGGGGAGAACAGCAGCGUUAUCCUGAUCCUGACUAAAUAUUAUCACGCUGAUAUGGGGAAGGUCCUUGAAAGCUCUCUAUGGAGGUCAUCGGAUUAUGGGACUACGUACACAAAGCUAAACCUGCAGCCGGGGGUAACUACAGUGAUUGACAACUUCUAUAUCUGUCCCACAAACAAGAAAAAGAUUAUUCUCGUCAGCUCCUCAGUCUCUGAACAAUGCCUCUUCACCAGCAGCGACGAAGGGGCGACCUUUCAGAAACAUGUGAUUACCUUCUCCGUAGAGACCCUCAUUUUUCAUCCAAAGGAGGAGGACAAGCUGCUUGCUUACAGCAAAGACUCAAAGCUCUACGUCUCAGUGAAUCUUGGGAAAAGAUGGGAUCUCUUACACGAACAAGUCACCAAGGAACAUAUUUUCUGGUCUGUAGCCGGUGUAGACACAGAUCCAGGACUGGUGCACAUGGAGGUACAAGAUCCGGAUGGAGGUUAUCGUUUUGUGACAUGCCAGAUUCAAAACUGCUCUGACAAAACAUUAGCAUUGCAGUUCAAUGGGAACAUCGAUCGCAAUUCUUUAACUGUACAAGAUGAUUACAUCUUUCUUAAGACAAGUGCAGGAAACCAGAGUAAAUAUUAUGUAUCGUACCGCCGAAAUGACUUUGUGCAAAUGAAGCUUCCAAAAUAUGCGCUUCCAAAGGAUUUACAAAUCAUCAGUACGGAUGAAAACCAGGUUUUUAUUGCGGUCCAAGAAUGGUAUCAAACAGACACGUACAACCUGUACCAGUCAGACCCACAAGGAGUCUAUUAUUCCAUUGUCCUGGAGAAUGUGAGGAGCAGUAAGCAGCCGGAGGAGAACGUCCUGAUAGAUAUUCUAGAGGUGAGAGGCGUUAAAGGCGUUUUUGUGGCCAAUCAAAAAAUUGACGGAAAAGUUACAACACUUAUCACUUACAACAAAGGCCGCGAUUGGGACUAUCUACCUGCGCCAAGUGUGGACAUGACAGGCAAGCCAAUCAACUGUAAAGCGCCUGACUGCCACCUUCACCUCCAUCUCCGCUGGGCAGAUAAUCCUUACGUAUCGGGAACUGUCCACACCAAGGACACUGCCCCCGGCCUGAUUAUGGGAGCUGGUAACCUGGGCUCCCAGCUGGUGGAGUACAAGGAGGAAAUGUAUAUAACAUCCGACUGCGGAAACACAUGGAGACAGGUCUUUGAAGAAGAACAUCAUAUCUUAUAUUUGGACCAUGGAGGAGUUAUUGUGGCCAUCAAGGACACGUCUAUUCCGUUGAAAAUACUCAAAUUCAGCGUAGAUGAAGGCUACACAUGGAGUGUACAUAACUUCACCAGCACACCGGUGUUCGUGGACGGCCUGCUCAGUGAACCUGGAGACGAGACCUUGGUCAUGACAGUGUUUGGACACAUAAGUUACCGGUCAGACUGGGAGCUGGUAAAAGUGGACUUCAGACCUUCCUUCUUUAGAGAGUGCACUGAGGUUGACUAUGACUCUUGGAGCCUAUCUAAUACACAGGGCGGAACAUGCAUUAUGGGUCAGCAGAGAAGCUUUCGCAGGAGGAAGACGUCAUCCUGGUGCGUUAAGGGAAGAAGUUUUACAUCAGUCUUGGCUUCGAAAAUCUGCCAGUGUGAAAGCACAGACUUUGUGUGUGAUUAUGGAUAUGAACGUGAGAUCAACCAAAAACCAACUAGCAGAUGCUUUGCUGAUUUCUGGUUUAACCCGGACUCUCCGCCAGAGGACUGCACCCUGGGGCAGAGCUACACCAGCACCACUGGGUAUAGGAAAGUUGUGUCCAACGUGUGUGAAGGCGGUAUUGAUCUACAGGAAAACCUUAUGCGUUAUCAGUGUCCGCUAAUUGCACCCAAAAGUCUGCGCAUCACUAUCAGAGGAGACUCUAUGGCCGUGAAGCCAGGAGAAGAUAUCACAUUUAUUGUACAACAGGACCAGGGAGAUGUUUUAAACACCAAGUAUCAAGUAAAUCUGGGAGAUGGAUUUAAGGCAAUUUACGUGAAUCUCACGCUAACUGGAGAACCCAUCCGCCAUCGCUAUGAGAACCCCGGAAUUUACAGGGUGUCUGUUAAGGCGGAUAAUGUUGCUGGUCACGAUGAAGCUGUGAUCUACGUGCAGGUCAUCUCUCCGCUCCAGGCCCUGCAUCUUGAAGUGGUGCCAGUUGCUGGUAAAAGCCAAGAAGUGAACCUGUCAGCUAUUAUACAGCCCAGCAAUGUGAACCUGUCAGUCUAUUACUGGUGGAUUGGACAUAACCUGCAGCCAUUUCUUACUUUGGAAAGCUACUUUGUGACCAGGUUUGCGGAGGCCGGUGAGCACAGGGUGACCGUACAGGUCUUGUGCUGGAACUCCAUGUUGCAGGACUCCAAAGUCGUCAGAGUGUUCGAUGAAUUCCAGGUUCUUCCGCUGAUGUUCAGCAAGCAGCUGGACGUCUACAAUCCCAAUAUCCCAGAGUGGAGAGAAGACAUAGGACAGAUAGUAACCCGGCUGCUUGCAAAGGAAACUAAUAUACCCGAGCAAACUCUGGUGACGGUGGUGAAGCCAGGACUGCCGACAACUGCUGACUUGUAUCUACUUCCGCCUAUAAAUCAGCCCAAGAGAAGGAGAAGCAUCCAGACUGACAAGAGGAGAGCUGUGAUAAAGCAGGCUUUGAGCGCACAUAAUAUAACUUUCUUCCUGAGAGGUGGAUUCUGGGUCCUAGUGACACUAAGUGACGCAGAGUCGGAGUCCCGGGUGAUUGGAGGAGCAGGAGGCUAUUGGGCCAUAGUGAUAAUCUUUGCCAUAUGCCUCGUAGCGGUUGGAGCUUUCAUCCUUUAUAAGUUCAAAAGGAAAAUGCCAGGCAGGUUGGUCUAUGCGCAGAUGCACAAUGAGAAGGAGCAGGAGAUGACGAGUCCUGUAAAUCACAAUGAGGACACGCAGAACAUCAUCCAGGGAGAAGAGUUUAUUGACGACGACAUGGACACGCAAACAUUAGGACAUGGGAGAGGUAAUCACUCAGGAGUGGUUUUGAGCAUCAACGCUAGAGAAAUGCACAAUUACCUGGUUAGCUGAUGUUUACACACAGAGACAAACAUUACAGACUCUUCGCUAUCUUGUAAGAUUUCUCCUGGAUAAUCCGCCAGACUGGAAACCGGACUCUAGCAGCAAUCGGAGAAAUUAUUUCGAACCCGUCCUGAAGAUAUAAAUGUCUGCUCUCACGGAUGAACGUUCCAAGCUAAAUGUUUUAAAGACUCGUUUUCAUACAACACAGACGGAUGUUAAGAUUCAUAUUCGAUUGGUAGCAAAUUUGUAACCCGAGACACAUUUUUGUGUUUUAUUCUUACUAUGUGUACACCUUAUUACCUUUUAUCUAGAAGAGAGAUUCUUUGGGGGUUGCUUUUUUUUUUUUUGUCCUUUUCGUUCAAGAUCCAAGUUUAUUUUAGAAUAAUAACAAUUCCAUCAUUUUAAAUUUUUCCGAAUUUUCUGUAUAAAGGCUUUGUGCUCUUGGGAAGACGAGUGAUGUAACAAUACUGUAUUAAUACUUCGGUAAUCUCUCCACAUUGGGAUAAAGUCUGCGCACAAUUUCACUAUAGCACCUGAGAAGAAGAGAUUGCUCUUUCUAAUAGGAAUCCUGCACCAAAAUAGUGAGAUGUUUUAAACAGCUGUAUAGUACUUGUCAAGGAUAACACAGGGCGCUGGGAUUUUAUUUUUUUUGUAUCUUUGGAAAAAGUGAAUAAAAUGAUAAAGUCAA
Molecule: messenger RNA, 4090 nt
Organism: Pseudophryne corroboree (corroboree frog)
Lineage: Eukaryota; Metazoa; Chordata; Amphibia; Anura; Myobatrachidae
Gene: SORCS2
Product: sortilin related VPS10 domain containing receptor 2
Exons: 27
Coding region: 73-3411 (1112 amino acids)
Cellular component (GO): membrane
Molecular function (GO): protein binding
Source: RefSeq, a predicted model, not a curated record